AUGACAGUGACACAGUCUUGUCAUAGUUUGCGAUUUGCGUGUCGAACAUCAAAGAACGAAGAGAACGAUCGAUUAAAUCUUCGCGAAUUGCCGUCAAAAGCAUCCUAUUAUUAUCAACAACCGGUUGUUAAUAAACAAAUCAUUGAAGCAAAAUUACUUACUAGAGAGGCUGAUCAGACUGCUACGUCUCAACAUAUUUCAAAUAUUGAAUCUUCUAUAUCACGUCAACGUUUGAAAAAACAUGAGCCGCAAGUAACUUUCGAAGAAAAGCAUUCGAGUGAGGGUGAAAAGCCUGAUUGUAAAUUCAAUGAAAAAUUUUGGCGUCUAAUGUAUUGUGCUGACAACAGGAAGGAAAAUAGUACGCCACGAAUUGUAAGAGUCAUUCGACAGAAUAGCAGAAAAAUCGAACCUAAAGCAGAUCGAUCGGCAAUAUCCGAUCAACCGCGAACUGGAAAUAGUAAAAAUAGCGUCGUCGUCCUUUAUCACGGAAGAUCCAGCAUUCCUCCAUCUUCUUCCUCGAAGACUCUCGUGCAACUUUCGAAAUCCGAUCAAACAGUGAUAAAAUCACCGUGCAUAUCGCCAUCGAAAGUAGCAAAUUCCGCAUCACCUGACAAGAUAAAGAUCAUAGAAACUCCGGAAAGUUUGUCCCCGAGAUAUCCGCUACGUCGUCGAAGAACUACUUCCAGAAGAUAUCGUCGUGAAUCGAGACAACAGCAUUCUUUAAAUGUAAAUAUUUAUCACGCGAAUCGAGUUGAACGAAUUGUGUCACCGCUGCAACGUCAUCAUUGGACUGCAUCUAAAAAGCAAACGGAAAUAGAUCCCAUCUAUAAUAAAUCGAAAUGUAUAGCCGAGUCUAGUACAAAUCCCGUCAAAUUUCAAGAUAGGAAAAUUAUUUAUCAUACCAACGAGAACACAAUUAAUCAAAGAUCACAGAAGUGCAUCAAAGAGGAGGGACUUUGGAAGAAACAAUGCUCGUCGAUUGAAGCUGCUGCUUCGAAAUUUAUGGAUCAUUGUCCAAAACAAGUUGAAGACGUCAAAAACCAGAAGCAAUCAUCGCUUCGCUCAAACAUAGAUUUUCCGAUGCAACAAAUACAAAAGUAUCCUGAGGAAACGAACGUUAAUUCUACAUUUAUUUGCGUGAACGAGAAUAACGAAGUGAGUCGUGUGUUUCCCUUUCGAGCUACACCUAGUGGUAAUCUCAAGAUCACCCCGAACCAGGUUGUUUUCGAGUCGAAGAAAUUUAGCGUUCUAGUUGCCGAUCCGCGACGCACGAAGGUUAACGUUAAGGCUGAACUUAAUCGAUCCGGUGACGACGGUACAUUUGAUUCCUCGAAUCAGACGAGAUAUAUUGAUCUUCCCCCUGGCGUCACGUCAUCAACCAUCGAUCAGUUGCAGGCUAAAAAGAAAUUACCUUAUAUCGAAGCAAGGUACAGAUCACGAACGCAGUCAAACACGAAAUUUAAUUUAUCAAAAAUGGAAUCGGUACAACCAACAUCUUAUCAAUUACCUCCAAUGAACGAAGUACCUCUCGCCUCAUUAGGGAUUACGAAUGGGCAUCCGAUCAAUUGGGACAAUAUAAUUCUUCCAGAGAAAACUGAUUUGUAUCAAGAAUUAGCUAGACGUAUCACAAAUUACAAAAAUGCCGACUGCAUUGUCCGAAUUGAUCCCGAUGAGUAUUAUUGUCAUCUACUUGUCCUGCAAAGUUACAGCACAUUCUUUGAUGAAAAAAAUUACAAGGAUAUUAACUUAUCCGGUAGUAGUGUGACUUCCAAGGCUUUUUCUAUUAUUUAUGAGUGGAUGAUAAGUCCAAUUAACGAAAGUUAUCAAUUAUUACGAAGAGAUAAUAUUUUGGAAAUCUUCAUGGCUGCGCAAUAUCUUGGUAUUAAAGAGUUAGAAGAACAAUGCUGGGCAUUCAUUGAUAAUGACGAGCUUUUCUCCGAAGAUACUGCCUUCUUGUUAUAUUUGGAAGCAAAAAAGAUUGGAAACACUGCGGUAAUGGAACUGAUGGUGCCGAGAAUCAUGAAAUUCUUCUUGUUGCUUGUUAGCACAAAAGAUUUCUUGGAAUUGUCAGUGGAUGAAUUGUGCUUAUUAUUGAAAUCCAAUUAUAUUUGCGUUAAUAGCGAAAUAGAGGUUUUAAUGUCUGCGGUGAGAUGGUUGAUGCAUGAUUGGAAUGAAAGGAAGCAACACAUGUUGGAAGUGCUCAAGUGUGUUAGAUUUGGGCUUAUAGCUCCUUGGCAAUUGGUAGAUGUCAAAAGGAAUCCUGAAAAUCCAGAAUUUAUGGAAUUAAUGGCUUAUCCUGAAGUGCAAAAAAUGGUGGAUGAUGGGCUUGCGUUUGUCAUUAUAAAAUAUUGGUAUGGUAAUCAAACGGAAGAUUAUUAUCAUUGGAUCGAUUUACUUGGGCUCAGCGAACCGAUUAAUCGCAACUGGGUAGGACAAGACAAAAAUUAUGUUACGUAUCGUGAGUUUCUUUUGUAUCUCGAAGAAUAUCAAAAAACAAACAUUUCUGAGCUAAAAACACGAAAUAUGCAAAUACCGACUCCUCCUAAUUCUCCUCCUAAAGAUUGCUCAUCGUUAUCACCGGAAAGAACAGAACAAUAUAGCACAGCACAGAUUAGAGCACCAAAAAAAAACGUUCCAAAAAUCUCAACCUCAUCGGGCAUAAUGAUCCCUUCCGAAAUCUUGACACAAUGUUUCAACAAUAUGGGCAAAAGUGAUAAUAUAAGAACGAAUAAAACGCAAUGCAAUACAAAUAGAAAUAGUAUGCUUGUUGUUCAAAAUUCAAAAUAUCGUGGAGCAGGUGAAUCGCCAGGAAAAUCUUCAGAUUUUUUAAACAACGAAAAACAUAUAUAUAAACAUCAGCGUGAGAUUUCGAUGCUAAAAUAUGAAGAUCGACAGCAGAAAAAUGUUCCGGAUAUUUAUAAUUGCAAACAAUGGGAACAAAAUGCAAUAUUAUACACAAAAGAACCACAAAAGUUGUCGAAAAAAUUAAAAUAUACUGAGGAUCAUACUGAUUCGGCUAAAUCAGAAGAAGAAGCGGCUACGAUGAUACAGGCUACAUAUAGAGGAUAUAAAGUUAGAAGAAAAUUUAACGAAAUUAAGAAAUCAUCUUUGGAAAAAAAGCAAAACGCUCAAAAAGUGGCUGAGUUGUUAUCGAUGCCCACAAAUCAAUGCGCCUGGUCAAUCCAUAGAUCAUUAAAUCCAGUCAAAACGUGCAGCUGUGUUACAAAUCAAAACAAAAAUGCAUUACAUCAUAUUUAA
Molecule: messenger RNA, 3258 nt
Organism: Camponotus floridanus (Florida carpenter ant)
Lineage: Eukaryota; Metazoa; Arthropoda; Insecta; Hymenoptera; Formicidae
Exons: 21
Coding region: 1-3258 (1085 amino acids)
Molecular function (GO): protein binding
Source: RefSeq, a predicted model, not a curated record